Molecule: messenger RNA, 1800 nt
Organism: Oryza brachyantha (malo sina)
Lineage: Eukaryota; Viridiplantae; Streptophyta; Magnoliopsida; Poales; Poaceae
Product: cytosolic invertase 1-like
Exons: 4
Coding region: 85-1800 (571 amino acids)
Biological process (GO): sucrose catabolic process
Molecular function (GO): sucrose alpha-glucosidase activity; endo-alpha-N-acetylgalactosaminidase activity
Source: RefSeq, a predicted model, not a curated record
AGCUCCGUUGCGUUCGUGUGGAAGGAGUGAGGUGUGUGGGAUUCUUGAGGCGGCGCGACGGCGGCGGUGGCGGUGUGUUGCGAGAUGGAGGGGGCGGGGGGAGGGCCCGGGGGGAUGAGGAAGGCGUCGUCGCACGCGUCGAUGGCGGCGGACCCGGACGACUUCGACCUGACGCGGAUGCUGAACCACCGGCCCCGGAUCAACGUGGACAGGCAGCGCUCGUUCGACGACCGCUCGCUCGCCGAGCUCUCCAUCUCCGGCACGGCCAGCCGCGGCGGAGGACUGCCGUACAUGGAGAGCUACGAGAGCAUGUACUCCCCCGGCGGCGGCCUCCGCUCCUUCUGCGGCACCCCUGCCUCCUCCACCCGCCUCUCCUUCGAGCCCCACCCCCUCAUCUUCGAGGCCUGGGACGCCCUCCGCCGCUCCCUCGUCUGCUUCCGCGGCCAGCCCCUCGGCACCCUCGCCGCCGUCGACCACUCCUCCGACGAAGUCCUCAACUACGACCAGGUGUUCGUGAGGGAUUUCGUACCGAGCGCGCUGGCGUUCCUGAUGAACGGGGAGCCGGAGAUCGUGAAGAACUUCCUGCUCAAGACGCUGCUGCUGCAGGGGUGGGAGAAGAGGAUCGACCGGUUCAAGCUCGGCGAGGGCGCCAUGCCGGCGAGCUUCAAGGUGCUCAAGGACCCGAAGCGAGGGGUGGACAGGCUGGUGGCGGACUUCGGCGAGAGCGCCAUCGGCAGGGUGGCGCCGGUGGACUCCGGGUUCUGGUGGAUCAUCAUCCUCAGGGCCUACACCAAGUCCACCGGCGACCUGUCGCUGGCGGAGACGCCGGAGUGCCAGCGCGGCAUCCGCCUCAUCAUGAACCAGUGCCUCGCCGAGGGCUUCGACACCUUCCCCACCCUCCUCUGCGCCGACGGCUGCUGCAUGAUCGAUCGCAGGAUGGGCGUGUACGGGUACCCGAUCGAGAUCCAAGCCCUCUUCUUCAUGGCGCUGCGGUGCGCGCUGCUGAUGCUGAAGGCGGACGCGGCGGAGGGGAAGGAGACGAUGGAGCGGGUGGCGACGCGGCUGCACGCGCUCAGCUACCACAUGCGCUCCUACUUCUGGCUGGAUUUCCAGCAGCUCAACGACAUCUACCGGUACAAGACGGAGGAGUACUCCCACACUGCCGUCAACAAGUUCAACGUCAUCCCGGAGUCCAUCCCGGACUGGGUCUUCGACUUCAUGCCCGGCCGUGGCGGCUACUUCGUCGGCAACGUCAGCCCGGCGCGGAUGGACUUCCGGUGGUUCGCGCUGGGGAACUUCGUCGCCAUCCUCGCGUCGAUGGCCACCCCCGAGCAGUCGGCGGCGAUCAUGGACCUCAUCGAGGAGCGCUGGGAGGACCUCAUCGGGGAGAUGCCGCUCAAGAUCAGCUUCCCGGCCAUCGAGUCCCACGAGUGGCAGAUCGUCACCGGCUGCGACCCCAAGAACACCCGCUGGAGCUACCACAACGGCGGCUCCUGGCCCGUGCUGCUGUGGCUGCUGACCGCGGCGUGCAUCAAGACGGGGCGGCUGAAGAUCGCGCGGCGGGCGAUCGAGCUGGCGGAGGCGAGGCUGGCGAGGGACGGGUGGCCGGAGUACUACGACGGCAAGCUGGGGCGGUACGUCGGCAAGCAGGCAAGGAAGCUCCAGACGUGGUCCGUCGCCGGCUACCUGGUGGCCAAGAUGCUCAUCGAGGACCCCUCCCACCUCGGCAUGAUCUCCCUCGAGGAAGACAAGGCCAUGAUGAAGCCCGUCCUCCGCCGCUCCGCCUCCUGGACGGUCUAG